Molecule: messenger RNA, 4483 nt
Organism: Pygocentrus nattereri (red-bellied piranha)
Lineage: Eukaryota; Metazoa; Chordata; Actinopteri; Characiformes; Serrasalmidae
Gene: slc25a12
Product: solute carrier family 25 member 12
Exons: 18
Coding region: 639-2669 (676 amino acids)
Biological process (GO): malate-aspartate shuttle; L-glutamate transmembrane transport; aspartate transmembrane transport
Molecular function (GO): L-glutamate transmembrane transporter activity; L-aspartate transmembrane transporter activity; calcium ion binding
Source: RefSeq, a predicted model, not a curated record
UUUUAGCGUUUUACUGAAACUUGCAGCCUGUUCAGCAUCUACUAAUCCUCGGGAGCGGUGGGUGAGGGGCGCAGGGCGUCGGCGGGGCCGGCGUGUGUGGAGGUGUGAGCCGCAGCCGCAGCGCUGCUGCCCGGCUCUCGGAGCCGCUCUCGGCGGCUCUCGGUGAGGAGGAGACGCCGCCGCUCCGCGCAGGAACCGCUCCUUUCGGCUCUCCGGGCGGUUUGAGGGCGGAGCUGCUCGCGUCUCCUCGGUCGGGGUUGUAUUAGCGCUCUUCCUGCCCGCGGGGCUGCUCGAAUUCGGGUGCAGCCCGGUUUCGUUAAUUAACGUUACCUCGUGUUAGACAGGUCAGCGGCGAGGUGACCCGGUGGCUGUCCAGCCGGUUUAAUCCGAGCUUGCUGCACUUCUUGUAAGACGCGCUCACGGACCUUAAUGUGUCCUUGUUCCGGCGGUGUCGGGUCUGCAGGCUGCACCGAGAGGCCUGAGCUCGCGGCAGCGAGCCGUACUGUUGGGGGUCAGUCAGCUGGUCAGUCAGCUGGAGCCGAGGCAGUGGGUUUCGUGUAUAUUGGGUUUAUUUGUAUUUCUAGCGCUGGGAAGUUUGAAGACAAACGCUGCGUGUCUCCCCGCGUGCGUCUUUGAGGAUGGUGCAGUCAACGAAAAGGGCCGACCCGAAUGAGCUGAAGGGCAUCUUUCAGAAGUAUUCAAGUGUUGUGGAUAAGGAUGGCGAGCGGUUCAUGACCCCCAGUGAUUUUGUGCAGACGUUUUUGGGCCUCCACACACAGAUUCAUCACAAUCCCAAAACUGUGCAGCUGCUGGCUGGAGUGGCAGAUACUACAAAGGAUGGGCUGAUUUCAUUCCAGGAGUUUUUGGCCUUUGAGUCAGUGCUCUGCGUUCCAGAUGCACUGUUCAUUGUGGCCUUUCAGCUCUUUGAUAAAACUGGAACUGGAGACAUUUCCUUCGAAAACGUGCGUGAUAUUUUCAGUCAGACGACAGUCCAUCAUCACAUCCCCUUUAACUGGGACUGUGAGUUUAUUCGUCUUCAUUUUGGCCAUGACCGAACCAAACGACUCAGCUACCUGGAGUUCACCCAGUUUCUACAGGAGCUGCAGUUGGAGCAUGCCCGGCAGGCCUUUGCACAGAAGGACAAAGCCAAGACUGGAGUGAUCUCAGCCAUGGACUUCAGUGACAUCAUGUCCACCAUCAGGCACCACAUGCUGACUGCAUUUGUUGAAGAAAAUCUGGUCUCAGUAGCCGGGGGCGGAACCUCUCACAUGGUGAGCUUCUCCUACUUCAAUGCCUUCAAUUCACUCCUCAACAACAUGGAGCUCAUCCGCAAAAUCUACAGCACACUCGCCGGGACCCGCAAAGACACACUCGUCACUAAAGAAGAGUUUGUUCAUGCUGCUAAUAAGUUUGGUCAGAUCACUCCCAUGGAGAUUGAUAUUCUCUAUCAGCUCUCAGGCCUCCACUCCCAAACUGGGAGGUUGAACCUGGCAGAUAUUGAAAGGAUAGCUCCUUUGGAGGAGGGUGCACUGCCCUAUCAUUUGGCAGAAGUACAGAGACAGAUGCAUGGUGAUGCUUCUCGUCCGGUGUGGCUGCAGGUUGCAGAGUCAGCAUAUCGCUUCACUCUGGGCUCCAUUGCUGGAGCCACGGGUGCCACAGCGGUGUACCCCAUCGACCUGGUGAAAACUAGAAUGCAGAACCAGCGCUCCACUGGCUCGUUUGUAGGCGAGCUCAUGUACAAGAACAGCUUCGACUGUGCCAAGAAAGUCCUCCGGUACGAGGGCUUCUUUGGCUUCUACAGAGGCCUUGUGCCUCAGCUCAUUGGUGUGGCUCCAGAGAAAGCCAUUAAACUCACUGUGAACGAUUUUGUGCGAGACAAAUGCUCCAAUAAAGAUGGCUCCAUCCCUUUGUCAGCGGAAAUCCUUGCUGGUGGAUGUGCUGGUGGCUCUCAGGUGAUUUUCACCAAUCCUCUGGAGAUCGUGAAGAUCCGUCUGCAGGUUGCUGGGGAGAUCACUACAGGGCCCAGAGUGAGCGCGUUGAGCGUCGUCCGUGACCUCGGCUUCUUCGGCCUCUACAAGGGUGCUAAAGCCUGUUUCCUGCGUGAUAUUCCCUUCUCUGCCAUCUAUUUCCCUGUGUACGCCCACACUAAAGCUCAUCUGGCUGAUGAAGACGGUCGGGUUGGAGCUCUGCAGCUGCUGACCGCGGGAGCCAUUGCAGGUGUCCCUGCUGCUUCAUUGGUCACUCCUGCUGAUGUCAUCAAAACACGACUGCAGGUAGCGGCACGUGCAGGCCAGACUACAUACAGUGGAGUUAUUGAUUGCUUUUGGAAGAUCCUGAGGGAAGAGGGCUUCAGAGCCUUCUGGAAAGGAGCAGGAGCUCGAGUCUUCCGCUCCUCUCCACAGUUUGGUGUGACCCUCGUCACUUACGAGCUCCUACAGAGAUGGUUCUACAUUGACUUUGGAGGGCACCGUCCAUCUGGCUCUGAGCCAACUCCAAAGUCACGGAUAUCAGAACUGCCCCCGGUCAGCCCGGAGCAUGUGGGUGGAUACCGUCUCGCUGCAGCCACCUUUGCCGGCGUGGAGAGCAAGUUCGGACUUCACCUGCCAAAGUUCAAAUCCUCUGGGGUUGUGAGCAUCCAGCCCAGCAAGGAGGAGGCACCAGCCUCUUAAAAAGCCCCGCCUACUCCUGUUCUUUCAUCCAGUGGCUGCAUGCCUCCAUCUUCCAGGCUGUCACUCCAUUUUCUCCUGUUUUAUUUUUGGCUUGUUUGUUUGUUUGUUUGUUUGUUUGUUUGUUUGUUUGUUUGGUGAGGGAGGUGUGUGGGAUAUAUUUACUGUUUUCAACCACUCAUCAGUGCCUGCUCUGUAAUAACCGAACAUUUUGCUACUGGAUUACUUUCACACUCCAAAUGCUGGUGUAAAUGCCAGCUGGACAUUUCCUUUUUCAGUUGAUUGAGAAAAUGCAGUGACCGUAUAAAGUAUCCACGAGGCCACUGACUAAUCAUCUGUUGUGUGGCUUUUUUUUUUGGGAAUGAUUUACCAAGCAAACUCCUGGGGGGGGAAGUGUAUUUCCAAAAAUCCAGGGUGAAUUUAGAUUGAGUGGGAUGCUAGGAGAGUAUUCACCAGCUGUCGACUUCCUUAAUGAUGCCGUGUUAUGAAAGUGUGAUGUUCUAAAAUAUGUCUAACAUGAAAUGAACAAGUCCAGUUGAAAAGCAAAAGUGAUCCAGCCAUUUUACUUUUUAACAUCCUCUGCUUAUAUAUGAACACCUGACCAUUAAACAAUUAAGUAAAUUCGUUAAAUUUAAAGAGACCAUUUUUGAUCUGUUUGUUGAUUGGCUUUCUACUGGUUUUGUAGUCGACCACAUUAGAAUUUGGCCUCAAAUGAGCCUUUUCCCUUCGACACUUACAUUCCCGAAUUCCUGUUGCUGAGAAAUGGAUCACCUCUCCCUAAAUACUAUUUUAGCAUCACAUUUUAAUGUUAAAUUCCUGAUUUAUGGCACUCAUAGACUCCAAAUGAAAUGUUUACUGCAACAAAAUAUCUAGUCCAGUCUGUCUUUUUGGUCAUGGAUUUUCGAACGAUAUGUCCUUUUAAUAUUUGAUUCAACCGAAGGGACAUAAAAAUCAGGCAGCACAAGCACCGCUUCCUUUCCAUUUCCAAUAAUCUGAACAUGAAACAAAUAUUAUAAGGACAUUCUGCUGGUGCAGGUCUCAUUUUCGCUCUUGAAUUGCAGUUCAAAAAAUGUUCCUCCCCAGAAAAACUAAAUAGAAAAAGUUAAAAAAAAAAUUAGAGCUUCUGCAUCAUUUGUCUCGUAGGGUAACGUGCGGCUAUUAAACCAACAUUUAAAGCACAUGAUGCCAGGUGCUGUCUGAUUUUUUUUAUAUUUUUUUAAUCUAGUAAUCUUUUUAUGAGGUCCACUUACUGUAAAUUUAGUGAUCAUGUCUGUUUCACUCACCAGUGCCUGCAAAUAUGUCCUACGGUCAAAUAUUUGUCUUCUAUCACCUACAGAGGACUUGGCCAGUAAACGUGUCUGUAUACAGUCAGGCCGGCAGCAAAAACCUCUCUGCUCCCAGUGUUCCACUUGACCUGAAUCCACCCUGCCGGUGUAAAUGCUGCAUUUAAUCUGCAUUUUUUCUUCUUAUUUUGCCUUUUUAUUUUUCUUUGCAGUCAUUAGGAAGUUCCUCCUGUGUUAAAGUAGUGCAGUAGUGUUCCUAAUGCUUUUCCCAUCAUGCUUUGCGUAGCUUGCACACGCCCUGUACAUAUUUGUACAUCUUUUUUUGCACAGAGACGUGGGAGAAAGAGAGGCAAAGUCAUAGUCUCUCGCCCUCAUUUCUGCAUCAUACUGAUGGUGUACAGAGGUUUCCAGAUUUACUGAUCAAAACAAAAGCAAAUAAAAUAUGUACCAUGGAUAAUCUGAUGUUAAGAAAAUAAUUUAAAUGUAUUUCGGUCGUGUAUUUUCUGGAAGUAAAUCAUACGGUUAAAUUUUAAA